UUCUAGAUGUCACCAAACAAUUUUCUAGAUGUAAUAAUUACUGUAAUAGGCUACUACUAUUACAUAGGAAAUCCAACAGGCUCACCUAAGAAUAAUUAUAGUCAUUAAAUUAAAAUGGGUUUAAGUUAUCUUUUCUGUGCUGAAGAAGAGGAAGAGGCAAAAAGUGAUCUUAAGUCUUAACUAUCUCACAUUCUCUCAUUGUAUAUAUAAAAUCACUUCACAUCAACACUCCUCAAAAUCACUUCAUGCAUGCAGAUGCAGAUAAUGGCAAACAUAACACACUUAGAUGAUGAUGAACAACCUUUUCUCUUCCCACUCACAAACUCCAAAGUGCUCCCUGACCCUUCAAAGUUCUUCUCUAAAAACCUUUUCUCUUCUGCUUUGCCUACAAACUCAUUCUUCCAGAACUUCGUCCUCAACGAUGGCAACAAUAAAGAGUACAUUCACCCUUACCUCAUCAAACCCUCUGAUUCCUCUCUUUCUAUCUGCUACCCUUCUCUCUCUGUCUCCUCUCAUUCCAUGCACCAAGUCUUCACACCUGAUCUCACUAUAUCUUCCUCAACAAGUUCUCUUUCUCGCCAUGUAAUAUCUUCCUUCAGUGAUCUCAGUGUCACUCUUGAUUUUCCCUCUUCCAAUCUCACUUUCUUCCUUGUUAGGGGAAGCCCUUAUGUUACUGUUUCUUUGUCUCGAAAUGAAUCUCUUUGUAUAACUUCCAUACACAGUUUCUCUUCUUUUUCUUCAAAUGGUUCACCCAACAAGUAUUCUCUUAAACUUGGCAAUGGUCAGAAUUGGCUUAUCUAUACUUCUUCACUGAUCAAAUUUAGUUUCAGCCAUGACUUGAAGCUCACUUUCUCCAAUAAUUCCUCUGAUGGGGCUCCUGUGAUGCUUCGGAUAGCAGUUAUACCAGAUUCAAGUUCAAAAACCGAGGUUGUUCUUGACAAGUACAGUUCUUGCUACCCUCUUUCUGGGGAUGUUUUGUUCAAUAAGCCAUAUUGUGUUGAAUACAAAUGGCAGAAGAAAGGUUUUGGCAAUUUGUUGAUGCUAGCUCACCCUCUCCAUCUUCAACUUCUGUCUAAAGAUGAGGGUAAUGUGAAUGUUCUUGAACAUUUUAAGUAUAGAAGCAUUGAUGGGGACCUUGUUGGUGUUGUUGGAGAUUCAUGGUUAUUGGAAACUGAUCCUGUUCCUGUGAAUUGGCAUUCCAACAGAGGACUGAAAGAAGAAUCCUAUGAUGAAAUCAAAUCAGCACUUUCUAAAGAUGUUGAGGAUCUAGAUUCUUCUGCAAUAACAACUACUUCAACUUACUUUUAUGGGAAAUUGAUAGCAAGGGCAGCAAGGUUGGCUUUGAUAGGAGAAGAGGUUGGUUUUCUUGGUGUGGUUGCUAAGGUUAAAAAGUUCUUGAGUGAAACCAUUGAUCCAUGGCUAAAUGGAACUUUCAAUGGCAAUGGAUUUCUAUAUGAUGAGAAAUGGGGCGGAAUUGUUACCAAACAAGGUUCGACUGAUCCAGGUGCUGAAUUUGGCUUUGGAGUUUACAAUAAUCACCAUUAUCAUUUGGGAUACUUUCUCUAUGGGAUUGCAGUGCUAGCAAAGAUUGAUCCAAAAUGGGGUAAGAAGUACAAGCCUCAAGCCUAUUCAAUUAUGUCAGAUUUUAUGAACUUAGGAGGAGGAAAGGCUGAACAUUAUCAUUCAACUUUGAAUCAUUAUCAUUACACACGUUUAAGGUGUUUUGAUCUUUACAAAUUGCACUCUUGGGCCGGAGGACUAACCGAAUUUGCUGACGGAAGGAAUCAAAUGGGCACAAACAGCAACAGUGAAGCUGUAAAUAUUUACUAUUCUGCUGCAUUGAUGGGACUAGCUUAUGGUGACCUGCAUCUUGCUUCCAUUGGAUCAACUCUUGCAUCAUUGGAGAUUCAUGCUGCUAAGAUGUGGUGGCAUGUGAAAGAGGGUGAUAAUCUCUAUGAAGAUGAUUUUGCAAAAGACAAUAAGUUAGUUGGUUAUCUUGCUGCUAACCAUAGACUUGAUCUAAUACGCUGUUAUCAAAGUGAGAGGGAGUGUAAGAUUGGCUUUCAUGUUUUACCCUUAUUGUCUAUUACUGAGUUCUUAUUCUCCAAUGUUGAUUUUGUUAAGGACCUUGUGAAGUGGUCACCAUCUCUGUAUACAGUAGGAGACGGAUGGAUGGGGUUUGUGUAUGCACUUGAAGGAAUUUAUAACAAUAAAGUUGCAUUGGAGAAGAUUAGAAGCUUAAAGCGUUUUGAUGCUGGCAACACAUUGAGCAAUCUCUUGUGGUGGAUUCACAGCAGACAUGAUUAUAGAAAAAUGGGAUCCUGUCAUGAGAAACAAUGUUGCAUUGGAUAAAAUAUUUGUUUUCUUUUUUGUUGA
Molecule: messenger RNA, 2376 nt
Organism: Arachis ipaensis
Lineage: Eukaryota; Viridiplantae; Streptophyta; Magnoliopsida; Fabales; Fabaceae
Source: RefSeq, a predicted model, not a curated record